Molecule: messenger RNA, 681 nt
Organism: Telopea speciosissima
Lineage: Eukaryota; Viridiplantae; Streptophyta; Magnoliopsida; Proteales; Proteaceae
Product: disease resistance protein RUN1-like
Exons: 1
Biological process (GO): defense response
Molecular function (GO): ADP binding
Source: RefSeq, a predicted model, not a curated record
UAUAGUGUCUCCAAAAAGAAUGCUGAAACAUGCAAUGUUUAUAGAGGACAACAAUUGGUAAAAGAAAUACUAGAAGGGAAAAAAGUUCUUUUUAUUCUUGAUGAUGUGGAUUCUUAUUCCCAACUUAAAGAUUUGGCUAUUGAAUCCAUUUUAUUUGGUCCGGGAAGUAAGAUUGUCAUAACAAGUAGAGAUGAACAUAUUUUAAAUGUAGCUAAAGUUGAUGAAAUAUACCGGCCUCCAAAACUGGAUGAUGAGCAAUCUCUUCAGCUCUUUAGUUUGCAUGCAUUUUCAAAGAAAUAUCCCCCUGACGAUUUUAAGCAGCUUUCCCAUGGUAUGAUACAAGUGGCAAGAGGAUUGCCUUUAACUCUAGAAGUGUUGGGUUCUUCUCUCAUUUGUGAAAGAGACAAAAAUGUAUGGGAAAGUAUGUUAAAUAAACUGAAAAAAAUUCCUCAUUCAGAUGUCCACAAAAAGUUGAGGAUAAGUUAUGAUUGUUUAGAAGAGGAUGAGAAAUCGAUAUUUCUUGAUGCAGCCUGCUUUUUCGUUGGAUGGAACAAAGAAAUUGUCAUUUCUCUAUGGGAAGAUUGUGGCUUUAAUGUGAUAUCAAUAGUAAAAAACUCACUCAAAGGUCUCUCCUACAAUUCAAGCCUGGAGGAAGCAUGGGAGAUUCCUAUCAUGUGCUAA